AUGUCCAUCGCAAAUCUCAACAGACCAGCAGGUACUUUUGAUUAUUUAUGAUUCCACGUAAUUAAGUUCAAAAAAUUCAGACGCUUUCGAACAACUUGAAACCGAAGACGGUGUUCGACAAGGAGUUUGCCAUAUUCGUAUUCAGCAACGUACAGGAAGAAAGACUAUCACAACAGUGCAAGGAGUCGGAACUGAAUACGAUUUGAAGCGAAUUGUUCAAUAUUUGAAGAAGGUAAGCAAUAAUUUUUUGAAUGUUCGUAACCCGCUUUGUCUUUUGUCCUUCAUUUGAUUUUCACACACAAUUUUCUUUUCUGUUCUGUAGACACUUGUUGGCAUACAUUUUCACUGAAAUUAAAAUCCUAGACAGAGCGGGGAUUUUUCGAUACUUUCCAUUACCCAGCUUUUGAUAUUUUCAGUGAAAAUGGUGCGAUCAAGUGUUCGAUUACUCGUAUUUCUUUCAAUUUUUCGUCUUGCAUCAGUUUAUAUUGUUUCUUCUUGGUUUGUUCCUGAUGAAAUAUAUCAAUCGUCAGAAGUUGCGCAUAAUUUAGUUUAUGGAACUGGUCAUCUAAGUUGGGAAUGGAGAGCCUCACUCCGAUCCUACUUUCAUCCAGCAUUGAUUGCCGCAAUUUAUCAAUUGAUCAAUUAUAUCGGCCUAGGAUCAUAUAGCUGGAUUAUUUAUAAUGUUCCCCGAAUUUUUCACUCUCUUCUAUUCGUAGUUGCUGAUUUUUCCUAUUACAAGCUAUGUAGAAGGCUUUGUAUUACUAGCAAAAUCGCUGAUAUGUCUUUUAUUUCCUACCUCUCUUGUUGGUUUGUAUUUUAUUGUUCUUCCCGCACUUUAUCAAAUUCACUUGAAACUUCAAUCACUUUAAUUGCCUUAUCCUGGUUUCCCUUCGAAGGUAAAUUCUACAAAGGAUCUACCUGGCCUUAUAUUGCAUUAGGUAUAAUAACCAUAGUAAUUCGCCCCACUGUAGCUUUAAUUUGGCUUGUUUUUGGCCUUUAUCAUUUAUAUUUAUCUCCCAAUCCGUUCCGCCUUAUUUUUCGUGUUGUUGUCCCUGUCGCAUUCCCGAUUCUUCUGCUAACAAUCAUAAUCGAUUCUUGGGCGUAUGGUCAAUUUACGAUCCCAUUAUGGAACUUUUUACAAUUCAACGUGUUCCAAGGAGGAAGUGCAUUUUUCGGAGUUCAUCCAUGGCAUUGGUAUUUUACUGCUGGAAUUCCGACAGUUCUAACAAUUCAAAUUAUACCAAUCAUCAUCGGAUUACUUGGUCCAAACAUCUUCCGUCCAACACUUUUACCAUUUUAUGCCACAUCAUUAUAUAUUUUGGUUCAUUCAUUCCUUCCACACAAAGAACAACGAUUCUUGCUCCCAAUUAUUCCGCUAUUAUGUAUUUAUGCUGGAGGAGCUUUUCAAAAUCUCAAAAAAUGGCAGCCGACGGCAGUUGGAGCGAUGAUUUUCAUCAAUUUUAUUGUUGUAAUCUUCACUUCAAGAUAUCAUCAAGUCGGUCCAUUUGCUGCUCCAAAAAGAAUAAUUGAAGAAUGGCGAGGCCCGGGACCAGUAUCGAUUGCCGCUUUGAUGCCAUGCUAUUCUCUACCGGGACACGCUUAUCUGCACAAUGAUCUGAAAACGCUUCGUCUCCUUGAUUGCUCGCCGGAUUUCGAAAAUCUUGGAAAACUCGACGAAGCCGACGAAUUCCACGAAAACCCGUUGAAUUGGCUCAUGUUCAAGUUUGAAAAAGAGCAUAAGUUGUAUGACCGAAUAUUGAUGUAUGAAAAGAUUUAUGAGAAAACACAUACAUGGUUCGAUAAAUUUGGAUGGAAUCAAUGUAUCGAAAAAAUAUGGCACUCCUUUGCACUCACUUCUUCAAGAGAAGAUAAUUAUAUGAUUGUUUUAUGCAGAAACGGGAACUCUGUCUAGCUCUGAUUCUAUCUAUUUCACUUGUAUUUUUUGUUUUGUUGAUUCGGUUUCAGGAACCAUAAACCACUUCUUUGAUUUUUUUAAUUGAAAAAAUGAGUUUGUUUUUUCUAGAAACACAGUUGUAACGGAACAAUCGUCGAACAUCCAGAAUAUGGAGAGGUUAUUCAAUUGUCAGGAGAUCAACGUGAGAAAGUAAAGGAUUUCCUGAUAAAGGUAAGAUUUUAUUUGAAAAAACUGCUUCAUAUCAAAAUUUUAAAUUAAAAUUACAUAGUAAAAAAAUCCAUGAUUUCUAAAUAUUUCUCUUUUUCAAAUCACAGACACGAAUAUCUGAUAAAUUAUUAAAAACCCUUCAAAAUUUUAAAAAGUUGUUGAUGAUUUGUUUCAAAUCCCAUUUAUUUAUACAGCUUGCUGCUUUCCCACUGAACAAACAAAAAUUCAAAUUUUUUCAGGUCGGAAUUGUGAACGAAUCGAAUUGUCGAGUCCACGGUUUCUAA
Caenorhabditis angaria is the source of this 2406-nucleotide messenger RNA. The record is from the annotation of a GenBank genome assembly. Lineage: Eukaryota; Metazoa; Nematoda; Chromadorea; Rhabditida; Rhabditidae.